AUGGAAAACUCUAAGUUCGCACAAGCAUUAUUAAGAAGACGUGAAGAAGCAGCUAAAAAGGCAACACAAACAAGUAUUAGUGUAUCUCAAAUCUCAGAAAAAUCAAUAAUUUCAGUAGAAGAGCAGUCAAUAGAUCCUGAUAUUGAAGUAUCAAUGGUUGUUGACGAAGAUCAAGAAUUGUUUCAAUUACAAAGAGAAAAUCAAGAUCUUAAAGCAAAGAUAAGAGAAUUAAUGCAACAAAAUAAAGUUCUUUCGCAAAAAAUAGAUGAUCUUUUAGAUCAAUCUGAAAUAGAAAUACUUACAGAACAAGUUUCAAAUCUACAAAUUGAAUUAACAAAUGAAAAGAAUUUAAAGAAACAAGCAGAAGAUAGACUACUUUAUUUACAAUAUCAAUAUGAUAUCAAAUGCAAAGAAGCAGCAGCAAAUAUGAAAAUACUCGAAUCUCUCCAGUUGAAAAAUCGUAAAUUACAAGAACAAAACUCUUCUUUAUCGCAAAUCAAUGCAUCACAGCUAGAAAGCGACCAAUAUUCUAACGGAAGUAGAAGAUCUCGUCUAUCCAACGGACAAAUGCCAGAUAGUCCAAGAAGAUAUCAGCCAGAGCCGAAUUAUCAACAAAAUUACCAACCUCCUGAAAGUCCGAAAAGAUUUCAGGCAGAACCGAGUAGUCCAAGAAGAUAUCAAGAAGAGUUACCUCCACCAAGUAGAAUCCAGCAAGAUUUACCAAAUCCUUCCAUGUAUCAAGACAAUAUUCCUCAAAAUCAACCGAGAUAUGCUCCAAAUUCAGCUAGAUCUAGCAAUUCAUCAUCAAAUAGUAGAAAUCCUGCUGAUAUGGAGUAUGAUGACUUGAUUAGAGAAAGAGAUAUGCUUGAAGACAAAAAGAUCGAACUUGAAAACAUCAUGGAUGAGAAUUUUGAUGAUGUUGAUCCAAACAUUUCCAAUCAGUAUAACAGAGUCUUAACACGACUUUCACAAGUGAAGAGAGAGCUUAGAUUCCGCUCUUAA
Messenger RNA from Trichomonas vaginalis G3, 1002 nucleotides. RefSeq lists its product as uncharacterized. Bases 1 to 1002 code for a protein of 333 amino acids. Lineage: Eukaryota; Parabasalia; Trichomonadida; Trichomonadidae. The transcript has a single exon. The record is from RefSeq and is a predicted model, not a curated record.